GUGCACGCGUUCCUCUCUCCGCUGUGAUGAGGUCGACAGGCACAGCGAAGCGGAUGUGGAAUACCUCGGGCUGGAGUGUAAACUGAUUGCCAAGAAUCAUGGACGUUUCAUAGACUACGUAUAUACCCCUCUCCCCAAAUGGCGGACGACAAAGAAGAUCAACGCAGCCCCGCCAAGCGCAAAGGGAUGAAGUACAGGUCCCUAUGGCUGCUGAUACUGUUCAUUGGAGCCCUGCUGCUGUUCUACACACAGUUCUACACCGGCGGAAUAGGCCUCGCAACAGCCCUACGGAAAAACAACACUGACCAGUACGUCGUGUACGUGUGUGAUGGCAGCUUCCCAUGCGGUGGAUGGGCCGACAGACAGAAGGGCAUCGUCUCGGCCUACGUUCUGGCCCAAAUGUUGGGCCGGAAGUUCAGGGUCAGGAUAACGACCCCAUGUGCUCUGUCAACGCACCUAGCGGGGAACUUGCAACCAUGGGAGAUAACUCCGAAAGAACUGGAUGGCUUGAGCGUGAAACACGUGAAGGAGAUUGACAAGAGUGCGGACAGCUUGCGAAAGAAAAUGUCUUCCCUUGAUCUCAUAUCCGAGUUUCCAGAGGAUGUGGUGUAUUUCACGAGUAAUAUGGAAUAUGUAGAGUAUCUUAUAAAGAACCCGCGUUACUCCAACCAAACAGAAUGGAUGCGGAAAUCGCGAGUAGCGGAUGUGUAUAUAGACACGCUGAAAAAGUUAUUCAAACUUAAGCCAAACCUUGAACGGAGAUUGUCCAACUUCACCUCCCGGGUACCCAGAGAAAAGGGAGUGAAGUUGGCCUGUGCGCAAGUCCGUUUGGGUAAGAAUCCCACCGUCCCUACAGACACCGAGCAAUUCAAUUCAUUCGAGAGUGUGAAAGCAGUGUGGGAUUUCCUUAAGCCAUACAAUGAUGUUUCCAAAUAUCGGAUAUUCGUGACUUCCGAUUCCGAAGACGUCCGGAAAGCCGCGAAGACGGUGUUCCGGAAAACGAUAGUGGACAUGGAGGGUAACAUUGUGCACGUUGAAAGAACGAAUGGCGCCAGUGUGUGUGAUGGUUUUGCUAAGGUGAUACUGGACCAGUUGAUUUUGUCCACGUGUGAUGUUCUCGUCAUCAGCAGGAGCGGCCUCGCCCGCAUCGCUGCAUGGUACAGAGGAAGGAAGGAAGAUGUGUAUUGUUUCUCAAAGGCAAACGUAACGCCUUGUAACCCAUACGAUCUGAAAGCUUUCAUUCCAAGUUGGUAAGGUGCAAUGACUGUGUUGCUGCAUAGCCUUAAGCCAUACCUUAAAUGGUAAAUACUUGAACUUUUUUUCAGAUUCGAAUCUCACGUUUUUCACCCAGCUACGAGUGUGAUAUGGUUGGUUGGAUGAGUUAGUAAAACAUCGCUAACUAUUGUGAAGCUUGAUGCAAAUUGUGAGCCAGAUUUCGGGUAUUGUGAUCCAAAAUGCUGGUCAAAUUUGUGGAUUGCCAAACAAAAUCGUAGCUUGUUUUGUGCGGGCUUUGAUGUAGAGUUUAGUGCCUGGAAAGUGCAAUGUGUUAUGAGUGAGGUAUAGAUUUAGGUCACCUGGGCAGCAGUGUAGCCAUAUUAUAACUAGAUUUUGGAUUCAAGGUUUCCAUUAAAUCUUGAGGACUGUGCUGCAAAAUGUCGCUCAAAUAUUCGAAAAGCGUUUGUCCCAUCUCAGAAGUGACAAACACUUCCAGUCAUCCUGGAAAGAUAAUUUGGUUAUUUAGCAGCAUAUGAAUGAGUUUCCCGUAUUUGAUAUCAUCUCCGUUAGUCAUGAUCUUAGGCACCACGAUCACAGAAGGUGCUGGUAUCGUCCCUGACACAGUAGAGAUGUACAAGGCAGUACUAAUGGAAGAUGACGAGGCACUGACGUAGCUCUUGAAUGAGUAUGGUUUUGUGCCGCUUGUAGCAAUAUUCCAGUAAUAUCACGACGGGGGACUCCAGAAAUUACUAUGUGUAAAGCCUAAUGAUGGUUCCCCCGUGAUGUUGAUGGAAUAAUGCAAAACACGAUGUGAAACCUUAUUCACUCACUAACUUAAUCAAUCGGACGGAAACGUUCCGCUACUAGGUCUCUUAACGUGUAAAUAGGUGGGUAAGUGCACGAUAUUACCCGCUCUACUAACACAUCUUAUACCGAUUCGAGGUGACACGGUGUCGUGGUGAAGAUCUUCUCCCUAAACAUCUGAACGAUCAUUUUAAGGUGCCACUCGUUCAUUUGAACCUUAAUUCAAAGUCUACUUUGAGUCCGCUAAUAAUCUGAUGUCAUAAUAUACGUGAUGUAGGCACAAGGGCAGGGUAAUUUAAUAUGUAUUGAAUAUUGAGCCAUUUUGUAUUAUGCUACAGCUCCGAGCGUAUUACUUACUUACCCUUGGAAAUAAUCUAAUAAAUAUGCAGGACGGUACAGUAAACUGACAUAUUUUGAUCUACUGAUAUGACUUAUGAGUUGUGGAUGUACUGAGCAUAAAUGAACUCUCAAAUGAAGCAGACUAUUCAAUAUUUUCAAGGAUGGGAUAGUGUACUCAAGUUUAAUUGUAUUCGCAAUUUUAUAGAGUGAUUGAUGUCCCAAGAGGACGGGAAUUAUGUCACGGAAUUUUGCGUUGAAAUCAGACCGAACUAUCUAGUCUUGCGAUAUAUUUCUGUUCCGACAAUAGCCAGGAUUGUUUUGGCAUGUGUUAUCUCAUUACAUAUCGGUGACACUAUCCAUGCUACAUACUGUCAGUGACUUAUUGGCUGCUCUGAAUAAUGACAUACCGCAGAUGACAAGCUCCUUUGUUUCAACGGCUUUAUCCUUGGCCGUAUCCCUGUAUAAGUUAAUAAUGUUAAGGUGUGAUUGAAUGGCUAUAUAUAUGUUUAUAGUCCCGAGGGUGUAUUUGAUCCAGCUUUGUUUAAUUGAAAGGAGGGAACUGUCUACGUUCCUAAGUGUGUAUUUCAAUUAGUCAUGUUAGAAAAAGUCGACAGUCUUUAGAAUGAAUGCUCAUCUACCCCGCCCAGACUGUCACGGGUUAUAUGUUAAAGAAAGCAAUGCGUAGCGCCGCUCUAGUCACUAAUCUAUACAGGUACCUUGCACCCCUAAGUACCAGGUACCAUGUACCCAUAAGUGGUUCCUGUAGCACCUGUGAUACACACGAGUGCCUUCAUUGCAUAUCCCACUUUGUAUACUGACAGAAUAAUGUUAGUUUCACUGACUUGUACUCCGUUUUAUUGUUGAAUUCCCUGUGUCAGUUUUUUAAAAUAACUCUGCCCAUUUUCUGUUGGGUUAUUGAGCACAAAUGGUGCAGUCAUGUAAAAUGCUGUAAUUGGGGUCGUGCAGAGUUAUUUCCAUUACAUGCGCUUGAAACGUAAAAUCAUUGGCUGGAAUCCAGGGUUCAAGUGAAGGGCAGGUAGUUCCUGUGCCAUUUCAGAACGGCAUAAUUUUUGUUCACGCAGCUAAGUGCAUGUACCAGCAAUGUAUGUGUUUGCUGUAGAAAAUGUCACAUCCGUUGUUUUCAGAAAGGAGAAAGACCUAGGUACCGUUCCUCAAAGCGAUCGUAGCGCUAAGUUGAUCGUAACGCCUAUACUCUAACAUAGACUUACGACUGUCGUAGCGCUACGAUCGCUUUCAGGAACGGGGCCCUGGCUGUGUAGAGAAAGACUGCUAGCCGACUCUGGUCCCGAAUUAUGUUUCUAAGUGGCAUCGCCUCGGGAUUUUUCCCAACAUCAAGCAGACCCACCAUGACUGAAAUAUUGUUCAACGAGGCGUGAAACCAGCUAAGAAUAAUUUCAAAUUCAGCACUAUCAGUUUACAACCCCAGCAUGUAUGAUAUGAGUAUACUUGCUUACAUAUCUGGUACAUCUCACAUUUGUUAAAACAGUUCACGGAAGCUGUUUUACCUCUUUCACAGUAAAAGAUUGAAAACAUAUUCAAUCUGGCCACGGUAUAAGCGAUAAGGCACAUAUCACCCACAUCCCCACAUUGACGAUAUCCUGUUCUCGCGAGAUUUCCAAACUGUUAAGAGAACGAGGCUCGAGGGCCAAGUCAAAACGAGGUUCGUGGGUUAACCGGAAGCGUAUAAUUGAACCCGCAGUAUCUUAUUCCUCUGCUUUUCUUUCAGAGAAUCUUUUCACAUCACUUUUCACUUUUCAGCGGGAUGUAGCUCUGGGGUAAUUCCCCUUUGACAUAAUAAUUUUAUUCGUUUCUCCCCAUCUGAUUUACUGAUUGAUUAUUGUAUUGUUCGUGACGUGUUUACGUUUAUGGAAAGAUCAUUAUCAUUCGCUAUCACAUUUGACAUGUUUGAAGUUAGAAGUACUGUAACAGGUUGCCAGUGGCCAUUACUUGCCAUUUGUUUACUGGAGUAACAUCUGAUUAAUUUAUCAACGUAACGUAACGCAGCCCAACAUUUCAUCAGUACGUCACGAGUUUGUGUGUAGUUGCUGGCUAAACCUCAGGGGCCGUGGGGUAGCCUAGUGGUUAUAGCGUUCGCUCGUCACACCAAAGACCAGGGUUCGAUCCCCCACAUGGGUACAAUGUGUGAAGCCCAUUUCUGGUGUCCCCCGUCGUGAUAUUACUGAAAUAUUGCUAAAAGCAGCGUAAAAGAUUAUCACUAAGUCUUUAAGAGUGAGUGUAUCACUAAUAGCUAUAUCACAGCGGUCUGUAGAUAAAUCUGGACAAAGAGGCAGAUUAUUGUUGGACGCGAGCAUUGAUCCACGCAGAUGGGAUACGAUAGCCUCCAAUCCAUUCAGUCUACAUGCUCCGGUUGCUAAGGACCCAUAAUAUUGUCCUUUCUCUUCACAGGGUGGCUUGUGAAGAAAACGAUGUUCAGGCUCACUAACUUGGUUGACACAUGCCAUUCCAAUUGCCUAACUCGAUGUUCGUAAUGUCCGUCACUGGAUUGUCUGGUCCAGAUUAUUCACUGACCAAUGUGAUGUAGCUUUAAUAUUGCCGAGUGCGGCAUUAAACGACAAACAAAUUGUCGAAACCCACACGAUGGAGGGGGCGGUGGGGUAGCCUAGUGGCUAAAGCGUUCGAUUCCCCACAUGGGUACAAUGUGUAAAGCCCAUUUCUGGUGUCCCCGCCGUGAUAUUGCUGGAACAUUGCUAAAAGCGGCGUAAAACCGAACUCACUCACUCACUCACACGAUGGAGGAAAGUAUUAGAUACAAACUCGUGAAGCAUUGAUGAUAGGUCGAGAGGUGUUUAUAUUCACAAACCUGUUCAUGUACAUUAAUGUGCGUAAAAAGAAAAGGUACGUAAUAGGUUUGGGACAGCAUAUGUAUACAUAGUCGUAAGAAAGUGAGACGCUAACCUUUACACUCAUUAGUAUAUUGGUACAAUUCAAACCUAAGACAUGUUCAAAUAUGCAUUUAAAUUUAAAUUUUAUUGAGCUGAGAAUAAAACGCUGCACAUUUGCAGACGAUCAGAAAAGUAAUGAACGUAAUAAACAUGGAUUAACAUAUGGGGAACUGGAAGUUUAGAAUUCUUUAAAAUUUGAAAACUCGUUUGUUCUGUAAAGACCGAUCAUGCAGUAUUAAACUAAGAGUAUGAAUGCACCUAGCUAUGUUGAUUUAAAGAUAGUCAUCGAGCGUUAAUUGCAACGGCUGUUCAGUCAGUUUUUACGCAUUAUUCUUAAGUGAUAAUUACGACCCUGUUUUCCCGUGUAUAGCAGGGAUUUCAUUAUGGCGUAUUUAGAUCACGUGUUACUCCACUCUUUUGUAUCGCUCAAUUGUUUCCUGUAAGGAACGUUUUUCGCCUGUUAUGCUCCAUUUGGAUUUUUGAAAUGCUUAAGUCAGUAUUACAAAAGACAUUAUUGCUUUAAUUUAACUACAUUAUAACGGUAAUGUGUGUGUGUACACUACAUCUGAAACCCCACCGUGAAUGGUAUUAUCAUCAAAGCUCACUAUCGGUGGUUAAGACAGUUCGAUAAAAGUUCUGUUGAAACAGUUAUCAUUAGGAUGUCUUAAACCAGAUUUAGGCAGUAGCGUCAAGUGAAAUAUAUUUCGACAAAGUACGUUGAAAGUUCCAUUGGCGUAAUUGUCCAAAUGUCAACCGUUAUGAUUUAAUCGAAAUCAUUUCGAUAUUUUGUAGCAAUUUAAGCCAAUAUCAUCAGUUACUUGAAUUACAAUUCAAAAAUUUUCCCUAAACCUUACAUUUAAUCACGACCUACAUUUGAUCACGAUGUAUCACAAUAAUGCAUUAAUUAAAUUCAUUAUAAAUCGAUAAAUUGAUAUGACCUACAUAUUAAGAUAAUUUUAUGCCGAUAUGGAUAUUUACAUUUUUGAAAAUUACUGCUUCUCGACGCGAAUUAAGUCAUCUUCAUAAGCCUCUGCGACUUACUUCAAUCAUAUUUUAAAGAAUCAAAACUGAAAUAUAUAUUUGAAAGAGAAAUAAUAUUACAAGAAUCAAAUCCUGAAAAUUAAAAAUUCUGCUUUCAAAAUGUCACACCAGUGUACCUGAUAUGUUUAAUUCCUUAAUAACUCAAUCUUGUCGAUGUAUUGAGACCUAUGUUUGAAUUUGUACCGUCAGUAUAUUAACAAAACAUUCCAUCCCUCGUGACUCCGGAUUCAAAUUGUUUUUCAUAUUUACAUAUCUUGUCAUGUUGUUAAUGUUAAAUGUUUUUGUGUAAUAAACAUGUGCCACAUUUCUAA
This is a messenger RNA of Haliotis rubra (blacklip abalone), 6634 nucleotides long. RefSeq lists its product as uncharacterized. The record is from RefSeq and is a predicted model, not a curated record. NCBI's taxonomy places the organism in Eukaryota, Metazoa, Mollusca, Gastropoda, Lepetellida, Haliotidae.